Cyprinus carpio (common carp) is the source of this 1746-nucleotide messenger RNA. RefSeq names its product urokinase-type plasminogen activator-like. The record is from RefSeq and is a predicted model, not a curated record. Lineage: Eukaryota; Metazoa; Chordata; Actinopteri; Cypriniformes; Cyprinidae. Gene Ontology annotation, molecular function: serine-type endopeptidase activity. Gene Ontology annotation, biological process: plasminogen activation; regulation of cell adhesion mediated by integrin.
GCCAGGCCCCCCUCAGCCAAUCACAGCCUCGUCAUUAUAAAGCGAGGAACACUAACAGGCACAUGACAUCAAGUGCUCAGGAAGCCCAGUGUAGCUCUACACUGCAGCAUCUGCAAGCAAAUAAGCAAAUCAACUACUACAGUAAGGAUCUCCAAAAAAGGAAAACAUUGGUUUGCGGUCAAGAUGAAGUGUAUACUUAGCAUAUUACUGUUGACAUGCGCCCUGUACUUUACAGAAACAACUAAAAGCCCUGGGAGAAAAUACACUUCUACUCAAGUAAAUGAUAAGUGCAUACUUGAUGGAAGCGAGGAGAGCAGAAAUGUGUCAGUGACAGUCAGUGGACGGAUAUGUCUACCAUGGCAUUUAUUAUCAAGACAUAACUCCUCUUUCAGGAACUGCUAUCAUAACUACUGCAGGAAUAUAGGUAACAAGAUUCAGCCAUGGUGCUAUGUAAAGAGAAAAAACCAUUAUAUACGGGAAUACUGUAACAAUCCCCACAGGGAAAUGAAACCAACCACCACGAGUCCACCCACAUCUGUCCCAUCAAAGCAGGACACAGAAUCAACAUGUGGGGAGCGACACAUGAACCGCAUUACAAAGAUAAUAGGAGGAUCAAGGUCAACUGUUGAGUCACAACCUUGGAUUGCAGCUAUCUUCAAAGGAGAGGGAUUCAUUUGUGGAGGAACUCUUAUUGCUCCAUGCUGGAUCCUCACUGCAGCCCACUGCUUCCCUGAUGGUAAGAGAACACGCAUAAUGAAAUAUUCGGUCCAUCUGGGAAAGAAUGCCAUCAAUGAAACAGACACUAUCAAAGAGCAGCAGUUCAACGUCAGCAAACUAGUGGUCCAUGAGAACUAUGAUUACACAGUUGAAGACUUUAAUAAUGACAUUGCUCUUUUGAAGAUAAUGGACAGCAGUGGACAAUGUGCAGUGAGGACAGACUCUGUGAGAACCGCAUGUCUUCCCCCUUUGCAGCAGAUGCUUCCCACAGGGUUCUACUGUGAGAUUGCUGGCUAUGGAAGACAUCAAAAGGGUGGAUUUGAGUACUCUCGACAUCUGAAACAGGCUCAAGUGAGGCUUAUUUCCCAGAAUGCUUGCCAGAACAAGUUUUACAGCAAGAAUGAGGUCAAUAAAAACAUGUUGUGCGCAGCUGGUAGAGACUGGGAGGAAGAUGCUUGCCAGGGCGACUCAGGAGGGCCUCUGGUGUGUGAAGUAAAUAACACCAUGUUCCUAUUCGGUAUCAUUAGCUGGGGAAAAGAGUGUGCAAAAAAGUUUAACCCAGGAGUUUACACAAAAGUCACCAAUUACAAUAACUGGAUCUCACUGCAUACUGGUUUACCCAAAUAUACAGCAGGCUCCAGGUAUCCACAAAAGGAUUAAUUAUGACAUGGUCACUUUACAACAGAAAUGUGAGCAUUGCUCAGAUGCUUAGUCACUCAGGGUAAUGUUAUAUUCUCAGCAGAAUACGUGCCAAUUAUUUAUACUAUUUAGAUUAAAAAUGGCAGCUACUGUAAUCAAUAGGAAACAUCUUUGAUAGUGUUAUAAGUACAUGUUCCUGAUUUACUGAGUAGUGAUACCAGUGUUUAGGUGUAUGAAGGAUUCAUGUAAUGAGGACCUUUGUUUAGUUUUUGAGAACUGUAAAUAAUGUAUUCUGUCUUUCUAAAGAAGUUGAUCUAAAAUUACUGAUAUUAAUGACAUGGACAUGGUCCAGUUUGUUGCAAUAACUAUAUAUAUAUAUAUAUAUAUAUA